This is a messenger RNA of Galleria mellonella (greater wax moth), 599 nucleotides long. RefSeq names its product transcription initiation factor IIA subunit 2 (gene TfIIA-S). NCBI's taxonomy places the organism in Eukaryota, Metazoa, Arthropoda, Insecta, Lepidoptera, Pyralidae. The transcript has 6 exons. Bases 160 to 486 code for a protein of 108 amino acids. Gene Ontology annotation, cellular component: transcription factor TFIIA complex. Gene Ontology annotation, molecular function: RNA polymerase II general transcription initiation factor activity; TBP-class protein binding. The record is from RefSeq and is a predicted model, not a curated record. Gene Ontology annotation, biological process: RNA polymerase II preinitiation complex assembly; transcription initiation at RNA polymerase II promoter.
AGCAAUAAAAUUAAGUAAUACAACAUUCAAAAUCAGGAGCAUUAUAAUAUAAACAAAUUAAGACACCGAGGGUUCUACAUCAACCUGUCAGACCAGAAUAAUACCACAUUUACAACUAUAUAAAUAUAUUUAUAAAUUAUAAGGAAGUUAUUCAGAAUAAUGUCGUACCAAUUAUACAGAAACACUACAAUCGGCAACACAUUACAAGAAAGCCUCGAUGAACUAAUACAAUAUGGACAAAUAACACCGGCAUUAGCAGUGAAAGUAUUAUUACAAUUUGACAAGUCUAUUAACCAAGCAUUAUCUAAUAGAGUGAAAUCAAGACUAACUUUCAAAGCAGGAAAACUAAAUACCUAUAGGUUUUGUGACAAUGUAUGGACAUUUAUGUUGAAUGAUGUAGAAUUUAGGGAAAUGCAAGAGGUUGCCAAAGUUGACAAAGUAAAAAUUGUAGCUUGUGAUGGAAAAAAUGUGGAAGACCGAAGGUAACCUAUGGUGAUAUUUGUGAUUAGCGUAAUUCCAAAAAUAUGCAACAAUUAAUUAAUGUUUUUUCUUGUAUGUUGUGGUUAUUUUUGAGUAAUUAAAGUUCUUAUUUUAUUAAA